CCGCGCGCCAUGGACAGUGCUGCGCCCCGCGAGCCCGGGGCCACCGAGCCCCCCGCCCGCGCGCGCCCGCGCCUAGUGUUCCGCACGCAGCUGGCGCACGGCAGCCCGACCGGCAGGAUCGAGGGCUUCACCAACGUCCGCGAGCUCUACGCCAAGAUCGCCGAGGCCUUCGGCAUCGCGCCUACCGAGAUCCUAUUCUGUACCCUAAACAGUCACAAAGUGGACAUGCAGAAGUUGCUGGGGGGACAGAUUGGGCUGGAAGACUUCAUCUUUGCGCACGUGCGUGGAGAGACCAAAGAAGUGGAGGUCACCAAAACGGAGGACGCUCUAGGACUGACCAUCACAGACAAUGGGGCCGGAUACGCCUUCAUCAAGAGAAUCAAGGAAGGCAGCAUUAUCAACAGGAUUGAGGCGGUGUGCGUGGGAGACAGCAUCGAGGCCAUCAAUGACCACUCCAUUGUGGGCUGCCGGCACUACGAAGUGGCCAAAAUGCUACGGGAGCUGCCCAAGUCUCAGCCCUUCACCCUGCGUCUAGUGCAGCCCCGGAGAGCCUUCGAUAUGAUUGGCCAAAGGAGCAGGAGCAGCAAGUGUUCCGUGGAGACUAAAGUGAGCAGCGGGAGGGAGACCCUGCGCCUGCGCUCCGGGGGCGCUGCCACAGUGGAGGAGGCGCCCAGCGACGCGGAAGCGGCAGCGGCGCGCAGGGUGGACGACUUGCUGGAGAGCUACAUGGGCAUCCGAGACCCCGAGCUGGGUAAGCGGCGCGGCGGCCGCGGUGGUGGAGACUGCUCGGAGCUCGGCAGGAGCCCAGGCCUUCGCACGCGGCCUGGACGCCGUUCUGGGCGAGUUCGCCUUUCCAGACGAAUUUGUGGUGGAGGUGUGGGCAGCCAUUGGCGAGGCUCACGACGACGCUUGUGGCUAACGUGUGUGGGAGUCUCUAGUCCUGGGCCCAGCCCCCUGCCCCAGCGCCACUCCAGAACCCAGGACAGACCUGAGACAUGGCCCGCCACCAGAACCCGACCCAGUUCUGAGAUCCAGGCCCACCCUGAGGCCCAGCCUGGUUCUAGCACCCAGUUCAGCUCUGAGACUCAGCCGGAACCCCAUCUUGGUUCUGGAACCCAAGUUAUCCCCGAGGCCCAGUCUGGCUCUAGAACCAAUAUUGAGGUCCUGCCCAGCUCUAGAACCCAACCCAGUUCUUUGACCCAGGCCCAUCCUGAGGCUCAGCUUGGUUCUAGCACCCAGUCAGAAUCCCAGCCUGAUUCUGGAACCCAGGUUAGCCCCAAGGAAAGGUCCUGCUCUAGAACCAGAAUUGAUGUCCUGCCCAGCUCUAGAACCCAUUCUGUGACCCAGGCCCAUCCCAAGGCCCAGCCUGAUUCUAGCACCCAGCUCAGCUCUGAAACCCAGCUGGAAUCCCUGGCCAGCCCUGAACUCCAGUCCUGUUCGAAAACCAAAAUUGAAGCCCAGGGCAGCUCUAGAACCCGACCCAGUUCUCUGACCCAGGCCCACCUCGAGGCCCAGCUUGGUUCUGUAACCCUGGUUGUCUCUGAAGUUCAGCCAGCCUUUAGAUCCCAGCCUAGUCCUGGGAUACAGUCUGACUCCAGAACACAUGUUGGCCUCGAGGCUCAGGCUGUCCCUGGAACUCAGAGCAGACCCAAGCUUGAGCCCUGUUCUAAGAUUCAUCCUAAAUCUGACUGCCAACCCAUCCCUAGAACCCAGGCUGGCUCUGAGGCCACGCCCCAUUCUGAAGCCCACUCCCGACUUAGUACCCAAGCCAGCCCUCAGGUCAACUUCUGCUCCAAGCCCACUUCUAGAACACAGGCAGGCUCUGAGGGUGGCCUUGGUUCUAGAACACAAACUCACCCAGAUAGGAAGCCAUGCCCUAGAGCCCGGUCAGACACUGGGACCAGCCCUGAAGCUGAAGCCCAGGUCAUGACUGACCCCCAGCCUUCCAGAAUGCAGCCACGCCCUGCCCCACAGCCACACUCAACCAAGACAAACGUUAAGAUACAGCUGGGCUCAGAGCACCCUCCCAGCUGCCAGCCCGGGUAUGAGACAGCUGCCACCAUGGCCUGGCCCUUCCCUGAUACUUGGAGUGGUUCAGGGGGAAUGGCUAGCUUGGGACCCCAAGCAACGUCCAGCAAACCACUGGCUGACGGAACCCAAGCAGGCUGGAGUAGCCAGCAAUCUUCCACACCGCUGCCGAGUGCAGGCCCCCAGAGCCAUACUGCUGCCUGGUCCAAACGCAAAUCUCAGCCCUGUUCCCCAGCACAGCUGCCUGCCAGAGCUUCCCUACGCCCUGGACCCCAGGCUAGCCCUGGUGAUGAGUCUGAGGCUCAGCCAGGGGGCAGGGGCAGGACUACUCUGACAGCAGAGACCCACUCCCAAAUGCCAUGCACUCCUGAAACGAGGCCCAGCUCCGGGAUGUCUCCCGGCACCAACCCCACCCCUCCCAGAAGACAGCGUGCAGGCUUCAGGGCACAGUCUGACUGUGGGACCCAGACCGACUUCCAGGCACGGUCUAGCUCCGGAGCCCACGCUGGUUGGGCCAGACAUCGAAGGUCCCAGCUACAGCCAUUGGCAGAGAAGGAGCCCAGCUACAGGUCCCUCUCUAGUUCUGGGGACAGAAAGCAGCUCCCGGCGACAGCUGGAGCCAGCAAAGACCCCCAGCAGGACACAGGACAGUGGCUUGGCUCUGGGGCCCACUCGGCCUCGAGAACCCAAUUCAGUCCUCAGGUUCCAUCACACGCUGGAGCCCAGCCCAGCGCUGCGAAGGAUUCCAGUUCCAGAACCCGGUCAGGCCCCGGCCCCAGCCCCGGCCCCAGCAGCUCUGGAAAGCAGCCCAGCGCGGGAGCCCGGCCCCUUAGCUCUAGAGACAGUCGCCGCCCACAGCCCCCUGGCCUUGAGCCUAUAAAGGAGCCUGGGACCCUGGCACGAUCUCAGUCUUCAAGCCCACUGACCCCCAGAGCCGUCACCCCUGCCCCGAGCAAGGAUGGUGGGCCUUGGCCUCAAGAUGGAACCCAGGCCACAGCAGGCCCCAGGCCGGGGCCCCCACCCUCCCUCCUGAGCUCUGGGUCACCAGUCCCAGACACCCCUCAGAAGCCAGCCCUUUUUCCCAAGCCCCAGCUGGGAUGCCAGAAGCCCACCCCACCCUCCAUAUGCGUCACUCCUAGCCCCUCCCCCGGUCUGGAUCUCUUCCCCCACCCCAGCCAGUGACCUGACUCAUCCCAGCAGGCGUGUAGGGCUGUAGAAACUGAGGCUUGGGUUUCAGGAGCCUGGCUGCGAACCCCAAAUCCCCUGUAAGAGGAUCCAGUCACAGAAGGCACGGGUGGGAGACCCCUGGGAGACCUUGCUGGGGA
Arvicanthis niloticus (Nile rat) is the source of this 3353-nucleotide messenger RNA. Lineage: Eukaryota; Metazoa; Chordata; Mammalia; Rodentia; Muridae. The record is from RefSeq and is a predicted model, not a curated record.